Molecule: messenger RNA, 2888 nt
Organism: Eurypyga helias (sunbittern)
Lineage: Eukaryota; Metazoa; Chordata; Aves; Eurypygiformes; Eurypygidae
Product: fibrillin-1-like
Exons: 23
Molecular function (GO): calcium ion binding
Source: RefSeq, a predicted model, not a curated record
ACCAAAUGUGUGUGGCUCACGUUACAAUGCUUACUGUUGCCCUGGAUGGAAAACUUUACCUGGUGGAAACCAAUGCAUAGUCCCAAUCUGCAGACAUUCCUGUGGGGAUGGAUUUUGUUCUAGACCAAACAUGUGCACAUGCCCAAAUGGUCAGAUAGCCCCCUCCUGUGGUUCAAAAUCAAUACAACACUGUAACAUCCGGUGCAUGAAUGGAGGUAGCUGCAGUGAUGACCAUUGCCUGUGUCAGAAAGGAUACACAGGAACGCACUGUGGACAGCCUGUCUGUGAAAAUGGAUGCCUAAAUGGAGGGAGAUGCGUGGCUCCAAACCGAUGUGCUUGCACAUAUGGCUUUACUGGACCCCAGUGUGAAAGAGAUUACAGGACCGGCCCUUGCUUCACUUUGAUAACCAACCAGAUGUGCCAGGGACAGCUCAGUGGAAUAGUCUGCACAAAAACCCUUUGCUGUGCCACAGUUGGGAGAGCAUGGGGCCACCCCUGUGAAAUGUGUCCUGCCCAGCCGCAUCCCUGCCGCCGAGGCUUCAUUCCAAACAUUCGAACUGGGGCCUGUCAAGAUGUGGAUGAGUGCCAAGCCAUCCCUGGGAUCUGUCAAGGGGGAAAUUGCAUUAAUACUGUUGGAUCUUUUGAGUGCAAAUGCCCAGCUGGACACAAGUUUAAUGAAGUGACACAAAAAUGCGACGAUAUUGAUGAAUGCAGCACCAUUCCUGGGAUCUGUGAUGGAGGAGAGUGUUCAAACACCGUUAGCAGUUACUUCUGCAAGUGUCCGCCAGGGUUUUAUACAGCUCCUGAUGGCUUGAAGUGCAUAGAUGUGCGUCCUGGAUACUGCUUCUCUUCCCUGACCAACGGACGCUGUGGCAAUCAGCUCCCCCAGCCUUUGUCCAAAAUGCAGUGUUGCUGUGACAGUGGCCGAUGCUGGUCUUCUGGUGUAGCCACCGCUCCUGAAAUGUGCCCGAUCAGAUCCACAGAUGAGUACCGCAAGUUGUGCACAGUAGCUGCUCUGCUGCCAGCAAGACCUGACCUUCCUCCGGCCCGUCCUGACAUCAUCCCUCCACCGCUCCUUCCUGGUGUUUACCCUCCUCAACAACCAGAAAUUGUCUAUCCGUCUCGGGUUCCACCACCUCAUGUGAUCUUGCCAGUGAACUUGACGGACUAUUGCCAACUGUUCCGACAUCUCUGCCUUAAUGGGCGCUGUAUUCCCACUCCUGGGAGCUACCGCUGCGAGUGCAACAAAGGAUUCCAACUGGAUGUUAGAGGGGAAUGCAUUGAUGUUGAUGAAUGUGAAAAGAAUCCAUGCAUCAGUGGAGACUGUGUGAACACCCAGGGAUCCUACAUAUGCCAGUGUCGUGUACAGAGCACACCAACCAGAACAGAGUGCCGAGACAUCGACGAGUGUUUACAGAAUGGGCGUAUCUGUAAUAACGGACGAUGCAUAAAUACGGACGGCAGCUUUCACUGCGUGUGUAACGCUGGCUUUCAGGUGGCAGCCGAUGGCAAAAACUGCGAAGAUAUGGAUGAAUGCAGCAUAAGGAACAUGUGCCUCAAUGGAAUGUGCAUCAAUGAAGACGGCAGUUUUAAGUGCAUUUGUAAACCGGGGUUCCAGCUGGCAUCUGAUGGACGCUAUUGCAGAGACAUCGAUGAGUGUGAGACAGCUGGAAUAUGCAUGAACGGGCGCUGUGUGAACACUGAUGGCUCUUUCAGAUGUGAAUGCUUCCCUGGCCUUGCAGUAGGACUGGACGGACGCGUGUGCGUCGAUACACAUAUGCGAAGCACGUGCUAUGGUGGCUACAAGAGAGGACAGUGCGUGAGACCCUUAACCGGUGCAGUUACGAAGUCAGAGUGCUGUUGUGCCAGCACUGACUACGCCUUUGGGGAGCCUUGUCAGCCCUGCCCAGCCCAAAAUUCAGCUGAAUAUCAGGCUCUUUGCAGCAGUGGAACGGGCAUGACUGCAGGAGGAAAUGAUAUUAAUGAGUGCUUACUGGAUACCGAUCUCUGUCCAAAUGGAAGGUGUGAGAAUCUGCAUGGGACAUACAAAUGUCUUUGUAACCCUGGCUACGAAGUGGAUUCAACUGGGAAAAACUGCAUUGACAUUGAUGAAUGUGCGCUGAACAUGCUGCUUUGUGACAAUGGGCAAUGCAGAAAUACCCCUGGAAGUUUCACCUGCACCUGUCCAAAAGGAUUUGUAUACACUCCUGACCUAAAGACGUGUGAAGAUAUUGAUGAGUGCGAAUCUAACCCCUGCGUUAACGGGGUGUGCAAAAACACGCCAGGCUCUUUCGCUUGUGAAUGUUCUCCUGAAAGUACUUUGGAUACAACUAGAACCAUCUGCAUAGAAACUGUUAAGGGUACCUGUUGGCAGAACAUCGUGGAUGGAAGAUGUGAAAUAAAUAUCAACGGAGCAACUCUGAAGUCCCAGUGCUGUUCCUCACUAGGUGCUGCUUGGGGAAGCCCGUGUACACCAUGUGAACGAGACCCGAUAUGUCAAAAGGGAUAUUCAAGAAUAAGAGGAACAUUGUGUGAAGAUGUAAAUGAAUGUGAGGUGUUUCCUGGAGUCUGUACAAACGGGCAGUGUGUCAAUACCUUGGGAUCGUUUGUUUGCCAGUGCCCCAAUGGAAUGACUUUAGAUGCUUCUGGACGAACAUGUCUUGACAUUCGCCUGGAGAGUUGCUACCUGCAGCACGAGGAUGAGCAAUGCACCGCCCAGAUACCAGGCCGACACCGAAUGGAUGCUUGCUGCUGUUCAGUGGGGGCAGCCUGGGGCUUUGAGUGCGAGGAGUGCCCUCUGAAGGGAUCACCGGAAUUUGAUGCCCUUUGUCCAAGAGGAUCUGGGUUCUCUACAAAGAUAGAGAUAACUGGGAAGCCUUUCUCUAAAG